AUGAAGCUCCAGGCAUUAGGACUGUCGAUCUCGCUUGUGCAUGACAGAUCAGCAAAGGUGGAGGUAGCGCGAUAUGCACUCUUAACUGUUGAAGAGAAAAACAAAGAGCACCAGCCCGUGUACUAUGUCAGUAGGAUGCUGCAAGGGGCCGACUCCAAGUACUCCCAAAUCGAAAAACUAGCCCUCUCUCUAAUCACCGCAGCCAGAAAAUUGAGGCCAUAUUUUCAGUCGCACCAAGUAGUAGUACUGACGAAUCACCCCCUGAAGCAAGUACUUUCAAGUCCGGAGGUCUCCGGAAGAAUGGUCAAGUGGGCUGUAGAGUUAAGUGAAUUUGGUGUCGAAUUUCAACCAAGACCAGCCAUUAAGGCACAGGCGCUAGCUGACUUCAUUGUAGAGUUGGCAUAUGAUGAAGCGAGUAUCUCUACACCUUCCUGGAGUCUGCAUGUCGAUGGAUCAUCAACUUCGACGGGAAGCGGGGCCGGAAUAGUUUUGGAGAGCCCUGAAGCCGAGGCGCUCCCAACCGGUCUCAAGGUGUCGAAUCUGCCAGAAUAUGACGGGGCAGGAGAUCCACAAGAACAUUUAGACAAAUUCUAUGCCAAGAUUGAUUGGUAUGAUCUGAGUGAUGCCGCAUACUGUAAAGUCUUUCGUACUACACUCUCGAAGUGCGCAUUGGCCUGGUUCAACCAACUGUCCGCUGGAACUAUUUCCAGCCUCGAGCAGUUGGUUCAGCGUUUUUUGCACCACUUCUCUAUGAACAAAAAGAUCCCGAAAACAGCGGCAUACUUGUUUACUGUUCGCCAGAGAGAAGGCGAGACCCUGAGAGACUUCAUGCAAAGAUUCGUAGAUGCGGUUCAUGAGGUCCCUCACGUCAAUCAAGAGUUGUUGGCCAGUAUCGUCCAGCAGAAUCUACAACCGGGAAGAUUCAAGGAAUCUAUAGCCGGCAAACCCCCUAGCACUAUGGAGGACUUGAUUGUACGCUCGCAAAAAUACAUCCGCAUAGAGGAGUCGAACGCGAUGGAUCGUUCCUUCAACAACAAAAGGAAGGGUCGGGAAGAAGAGAAAGAGCCGAAGACGAAGGAGGAACGCAAACAUGUACCUCCAGUUGGUUUCGCCCGCUACACCCCUUUGAAUGCCCCCAGAGGAGAGAUAUUAGUCGUAGCUGAGCGGCAGGGACUGAUCAAUCAAUGGCCAAAAAAGAUGAAGGACAAUCCUAAGAGGCUCAAGUCCGACAAAUACUGUCGUUUCCAUCGGGACAGAGGCCACACUACGGAGGAGUGCCACCAUCUGAAAAAUGAGAUCGAAAAGUUGAUUCAAAGAGGAUAUUUAAAGGAAUAUGUAAAUCAGGGACCGAAGCACCAACCCCGCGAAUCAACCUCCAAACAAGCUGGAAACGGCGACAACCAACCCACGGCAGGGGUCAUCGCCGUGAUUUCGGGUGGCCCCGCUGGGGGCGACUCGGCCAAUGCUAGAAGGGCCCUCACUCGAGCAGCUAGGGGGAGUCAUGCGCAAGCCCCUAUCCAAGUUCACACCAUUAGAUCGCUGCAAGAGGAUGAGAUUUCAUUCGGCAAACAGGACUUAGACCCUACGAGGAAUCAGCACAACGACGCCUUGGUCAUCUCCGCCACAAUAUCUAACUUCUGGGUCAAGAAAAUCUUGGUGGAUAGUGGAAGUUCUGCUGAUAUUAUAUUCCACGAUGCAUAUGUCCAGUUAGGAAUUGAUAAUGCACAACUUCGGAAGGUGAAUACCCCUCUCACGGGUUUUAGCGGGGACAUGAUCCAACCAAUGGGGGAGGUGAUGCUGCCACUAUCCCUCGGUUCUCAUCCAAAAAGAUCCACGAAAUUAGUGAAGUUCCUCGUGGUGAAAGCCCCACCCGCUUACAACGUCAUCUUGGGGAGACCGAGCCUGAACCUCUUCUGA
Sesamum indicum (sesame) is the source of this 1917-nucleotide messenger RNA. Lineage: Eukaryota; Viridiplantae; Streptophyta; Magnoliopsida; Lamiales; Pedaliaceae. The record is from RefSeq and is a predicted model, not a curated record.